AUUUUCAUCGACUCGAUCGGGGAGGGCCGACAAGCCGCCAGGUACGCCGUCCAUCACUCGCGCGCUCCGUCAAGUUCGACCCGCUAGUGACAGCCUCCCGUACGAUCACUCAACGACACACGGAUCGCCCGCCCGCGGGGGGCCGAAGCCAUUCAAGCUGGCGCGAGAGACGAAAUACGAUAUGAAUGGCUUCCAAAACGACGACGAGCGGCGGAGUAUCAUGUUGGACGGCGGGGCAGCCAAGACCAAGACCCCCCUGACGCGCUUGCUGCUGUGCACGACCGCUCUGUCGGCCGUCGGAGGUUUCCUGUUCGGCUACGACACGGGCGUCGUGUCCGGGGCCAUGAUACAGCUCCGGAGCCACUUCCAGCUCAACUACCUGUGGCAGGAGCUUGUGGUGUCCAUCACCAUCGCCGGGGCAUGGGCGUUCGCGAUCGUGGCAGGAGUCGCCACCGACGUCUUCGGUCGCAAGCCCGUCAUCCUGGCGGCUAGCCUCGUCUUCACCAUCGGAGCCGUGCUCAUGGGGGUCGCCUUCAACAAGGGAAUGCUUCUCGGCGGCAGACUCAUCGUAGGAGCUGGGAUCGGGCUGGCGUCGAUGACGGUGCCGGUGUACAUAGCGGAGGUGGCGCCGGCCGACAUGCGAGGCUUCCUGGUGUCCAUCAACCAGGUGUUCAUCACAGGCGGACAGUUUGUGGCCAGCGUCGUUGACGGACUCUUCAGCACCGACUCCGUCAACGGGUGGAGGUACAUGCUGGCCCUGGCAGGCGUGCCGUCGCUCAUCCAGCUGUUGGGCUUCUUGGCGAUGCCGGAGUCCCCGAGAUGGCUUGCUAGUAAGGGCGCUUACCAGGAAGCUGUCGAGGUGCUGCGCAGGUUCCGGGGACCCCACGCCAACAUCGAGCCCGAGUUCGAGGCCAUGAAGAACGGCUGCAUUGACGUAGAGCCUGUGGACGGACAGCCUGCGUCAUCAGCGCUGAUGCAGGUGCUGAAGACGGGACCUCUUCGCAUGGCGCUGCUGGUUGGCUGUGCUCUCAUGAUGUUUCAGCAGAUUGCAGGCAUUAAUACUGUCAUGUAUUAUGGCGCUACGAUCAUCCAAAUGUCAGGGGUGCACGACCCAUCGAAAGCCAUCUGGUUGGCCGCAGCGACGUCCUUCGUCAACUUUGCCAGCUCCUUCAUCGGCUUGGGUUUGGUGGAGAGGGUCGGACGCCGCGUGCUUGUCCUUGUCAGCUUGGCAGGGGUCAUAGCGAGCCUGUGCGUGCUGGCUGUCGGGUUCCAGAUGGCGGAGCUGCAUUCGGCGACCGCCCUUCCAGCUGGAGAAGGGCUGCUCACUGGUGUCUGCGCAAACUACAGCACCUGCGCUUCCUGCACGACCAAUCCCAGCUGCGGCUUCUGCUACCCGGGGAGUGCGGGGAGCUCCGCAAACGGCACCUGCCUUCCGAGCAGCCCCAGCAGCCUGGACGUUUCCUCGGUGGGCGAGUGCCGGGCCGGGAACGGCACGGGGACCGUGGCAACGCCGGGCUACGUCUGGGCGUUCGACUGGUGCCCGAGCCCAUACUGGUGGAUGACCAUCCUUGGACUCCUGCUCUACCUGCUCUCCUUCUCCCCCGGCCUGGGUGCCAUGCCGUGGACCAUCAACUCGGAGAUCUACCCUCUGUGGGCGCGUUCCACCUGCUUCUCCCUGGCCACCUCCAUCAACUGGGCCUUCAACCUCCUCGUGUCCAUGAGCUUCCUCACCCUCACCGACGCAAUCACCAAAUACGGGACCUUCUGGCUGUAUGCGGGGGUGUCUGCCCUUGGCUGGCUCUUCUUCUUCCUCUUCCUGCCGGAGAGCAAGGGCAAGUCCCUGGAGGAGGUGGAGGACCUGUUUGCCCACCCCUGGUGGAGCGACUCCACCACCCGGGACAACAAGAAGACCGUACAGUACGUCCACAUCCGGGGACUCAACCACGCUUACACCACCGACGAGGCCGACUCGGGCGAGGAAGAUCGCUGAUCCUUCCCUCGCUCCACCUGCAGGGUCGGCGACCCCGCCGGGACGCUUUCGCACGGGUGGGAAAGGCGCCACGGCCUCUCCCGCCGUCGUUUUUUCGGGGGUUGGGUAAAGGGGACACCAAGAAAGUUUCGAACGUUAUCUAAUUAACGCGUUUUAUGAUAACGAGGGUGAUCGGGACGUUAAGGUAGUUUUUCAGAAAUGUUUAGGGCGAAUGUAUUUUUUUCGAGGGAAACCGCUUUCAAAGAUUGACGUGUAGAAAGAGAGGGAACUUUUGCGUUGCUGUCUUCUUCGUCGCUCGUUGAAUAGGUCAACAACGAUGGACCGAUCUCACUAACCGAUCCACGCACGCGUGAUGUUGCCGUAACCGAAAUUCUUAGACCUAUCGGUUGACGAGCUUCGUGGAAGAGCGUCGUUCAAAAAUGGUCCUUCUCCUUUGCCCUUGCGUGAGCAAGUACGGGCGGACAGGGACUCCCCGUUGCCCGUGCUCCCACGGGCAACGGCGAAGGACCAUUUUCGGACGAUGCUCCUUUUGUACAAACUUGCUAUCUCUUAUAAAAAACGCUGUAGAAUCGCUUUCCACAGCAGGCAAUGUGCAUCCAAUGUUCCACCGAUUCCAUCGCUUCGUUCCAUACGGGCCGGGUCAAUAGCGUAGCGAGUACCACUAAGCAGAUGGAUGUUCUGGAUGCUUGUCAACCGACUUUGAUCUAGAAGCUUCGGACAUAGCUUCAGUCACAGGAAGCAUGAGACAGCUCGUGCCGUCUCGUGCUUUGCUUGUGCGAACCUACGGCGCACUUAUCGCAUUCGCAAAAAACGAAAAGUUGCCACGAUCUCUGCUGUCUGCGGCGACGUUAUGAAACUGGCCGGCGAGAUCGGUCUAUUACUUGACUGCGAUGACGUGGUCGAGCGAUUGCUGUAGAGCUCGGCGGAGAGCACGAGUUAGUGAUUGCUUUCGACGGUGUCCAAAGCAGCUCUCGAAAGUACUGGCUCAUGCCUCCGUAUGCAACAGAAUUCACUCCAGCCACCUUUUUGCGUCGUCUUCGCGUUUCGACGUGCCGCUACGCCAUCUACGGUUUUCCGAUGCUGCGGAGUCCGUUUCGGACACACGGCAGUAGCAGCAAUGCUGGCAGGGUACCGCCAGCAAACGUCUACUGCAGACUCCAAGUUUGAAAUUUUCUUCGGUGUCCCCUUUAACCCUCGGGUGUUAGGCUACCAACCCUGGCUCAGAAAUCGCUGGAUACCACCAAAGUACCAAAGCUCCGGAACUUCUCACGUCCUUGUGUCCUGGUGCUGAGUGCCGAGUUGCGACGGAACGCAGCUGCACUCCGGUGGCAUCCAGCGACUCUUUCCCGCGGUUGGCACACGGCGAGAAGCAACUCCUGCGGUUGCGGAGUCCUUGCACGCCGGUUUUUUCGCGUUAUUGUUGGCGAUUUUGUUUACACGAUUGUUGUAGAAGGAGUACAAGUGGUGCUGUAGGGAAGGAGGAUUUAAUUUGGAGGCCUCAAAGCGCCUCCGGGGGUGCUGCGAGAAUUCGGUUGUUUCGCGAUGUAGUGAAAUUUUUUCUUCUUUAUUUUAGUGAUUUUUGAUUUUGUGUAUAUAUGCGUUCUGUCUCGUGUCUCAUCUCUCUCGUCCCUAGCAUUUAAACGGAAUCAUCAUUCUUCACCUCAAUUUUUUUUAUAUUACGUGCGUCGUUAACCUCUAUUUCUACUCGUUUCCUCCCCCCUUACAUUUUUUGUUAAGAGGAAAGAGUACGGUAAAGCUGCGACAACUUUGGAGCACGCACGUUAAUGGCGUGACGCCGUCUUCUCUUUAUUUUUGGAGAUGUUCGUUCGAACAGCUUUCACCCUUCGAUCACAUGCCGCUUCCGAACGACCUCGCCGAGAUCGUUCGGGCCACGAUACAAUUGCCCCGAAUCCGACCAUGCUUUCAUCGUUUCUGGGGAGGCCGCACAAUGGGCUACACGGCCCGCCGAUCCCAAGAACACAAUCACUUUGAUCCACCGUCGCGUCUGCGGCGACGAGGCACCGUUUAGCGUCGCACCAUUCACCCACGUUCUAGUCACCGCCUGAGAGUGAAGGAGUGACAUUGCAAAUGUCAAUCUGUACUUGCUCGAGAAGCGUAACGCGGCUUCGACGGCUGUGCAGCUCGUGCCGCGUUACCUUCUCUAAUCUCGUCAUUCGACUGUUCGUUCUGAUUUUUUGUCCGCAACGUUUAUCGCAAGGCUUCGACUGGGGAUGUUCGUUUUGGCUCCAUUAAUAGCCCACCAUUAAGGGGGCCCGUUAAGGGCACCAUUAUUAAUCGCUUUUGAAAUCUCGUGGUCCUUUCUAACAAUGACGCACGUCACCCCGCCAUUUAGAAAUGUGCCCCUUUCUCGUCACUCGACCACAGUGGUCCCUGUCAGUACGCUAGUCGGCGAUUAAGUCCCAAGGAAGACGUGAAGGGCUGAGAUAGCUUCUCCCCAGCCACGUUGCAAUAGGAGGCAAGGACCAAUAGGAAUUCGCGUUUCCUUCGGCACGACUCGCCGUGUGUUGGAAACAUCGGGCGGACGCCCCUUUCUAGCCGCAGAAGUCUUAGCAAUACCUUGGCGUCAUACAGGGCAAACUCGUUUCCAUCUCGCAAACAUGCAGCGUUUGUUCAUUUCACGAGGGUUACGGUCGACAUUCCGUUUGAAUGGAUCGUGUUGUUUUGCCAUUUAUGACUUGUUUUUACGGUGUGGAGUUUACUAUUAUGUACAGUGUUUGUUUGGUUUACGAGGUUAAUGGUAGUCAUUCUGUUUCAGCGAAUUGUACAGUUUUGAUGUUUAUGACAUGUUUCUGCCAUGUUUACUGGUAGGAGGUCAGUCUGUGUUAAAUCACAUGCUUAUAUAAGGAGUCACUUACUCUUUUUUGUGAUAGAUAUUUCACUUAGAAACCGUGUCCCUUUGCAUUUUUGAUUUGGUGGCGGUCGCGGACCGAACGGAGGUAUUAUUUUCUUGUUACCGUUAUUGAUGCAAUACUGUGAAUAGACCAAUGCCUUGACGGCGAAACUUUGAAAGUAUAUAGCAAACAUAUUUUCCCAUAGUUGACUAGCACAAUGUUACACUCCGACACGCAUUGCCACCCACGAGCUAUAAUUUGCAGCAAUAACACCCGCAGGUCUGAGGCCGGUCUGUUCCAACAUUGUGCCAACAUUUGUUUUGUGUGCUUCUGGUAUCAUCAUGAGCUGAAAGAAAAAAAUGGCAGCUUCAUUGUUGUUUCGAAAGCCAAUGUCUGCUUUUUGCCUAGUAGUAGACUUACUUUUACCCAGAAGUGGAACUUGGGUUAGAAAAUUCCGAAAUGGCCGUCGUUAGUGCGACCGCCUCUGUCCUGUUUUAGAGCAGUCGUAAAGCCAACAUUCCGUAAGCGAAUUUUCGCACGUAAAAACAUUCCACUGCCGACUAGGUAAAUUAAACGUGUUACAAGACUUUCAUUAACGGGAUACAAACUAAACAUGAGUUAUCAUGUUAGAGGACAUUUUUAACAUGAAGAUGGAGACAAGAGUGGUGCCUCUGAAUUACAAGCAGAAAUAUAAAAUGUAGUUUGAUACCAACAACGAUAAGUCCCUUAUUUAGCACCUAAAAACCGUGGGAAAUGGCAACAGAAUUGCCCCAAUUGCAAUCCAGCGGUUCUAAAGCUUUUCAAUCUGAAGGGAACGCCCUUCUGCCUUGAAUGGCAUUGUUGCGGUAAAGCAGUACGGGAGGCUACAGACCUUGUAAACGGUAAGGGAGUGUUUGGCUCACUCAAGCCAAGUAUCAAUGAGUAUCAUUUGGCUCACUCAAGCCAAGUAUCAAUGAGUAGCCAAGUAUCAAUCUACGAUCUGCUAAAAUAGUGCUUAAACUUAAAGAGCGCCUUACUUAGGGGGCUGGGGUGAGAAAUUUGAGUGCUCUGCGAAGCUAUGACGGGGUGCUUUGGGGGGCCCGACACAGUUCCUAAGAGACCAGCUUGAGAACUUAUGCUUGGAUUCUGAUACUUUAAGACCCCGAGUCUGUAAAUAUUGUUACGGAAGAGAACAUUGGCCCGAUGUUGGCACAGUCUUGGCACAAUGUUGGCCGGCACGCCGACCUCCGCUUGAACGAGUGGACGCGUCUCCUAUGCACGCUGGCAACCAAGCGCAUCCUCUCAUAGCAGUUAGAUGCCUACUUUUGGCAACCCCGCAAUUCCCGGUCGGGCAUUCUUUGUGUUUUUACGAAAGGCAGGCUACAUCUAACCUAGUUGCGUGCGAGCUACUUUUGUUCAGAACCGUCGUCCAGUGUGCUGUGAUACCAUUUUGAAAAAAGAAAAAGACUGCGUCCUGCCUUUGCCGGCUCCUUUCUCGCUUUACGGAGACUACAGAGCGAUCAAAAGUGACGCGAACAAACCUGUGCACCGUCUCGAAACGGCUCGGGCUACGGCCGUUGGAGGGCGGCCGGUAGCCGGUCUCCCGGCGUACUUAGCAAGUAUGUUCAGCCAUCGCACGUUCCUUCGAGCAAUGUCAGGCACGCCUUUGUACUGACCGUUUUUUGGAGACUACAGAGUGGGCCGACGUCGUUCGAGUUGACCAAGUGCGGCGUCGAAGUGUCCGCAAAGUUUUCAAGGCUCGUCUCAAAGAUUUUAAAUUAACGCUUCUCUCCUUUCGCGGCCGACGUAUGUUUCCACAAGCCGAAACGGGUGCUGUUCAAGCGGCGCUUCGUUUCGCCGAGCAAACAAAGUGCGUCACCGGUCAUUCCAUACAAAGUAAGAAACACGCGUUAUUCGUCAUUCUCCGCAAACCGAUGCUUUGCAGGUUGACGCCACCAAAGUCAGUUAUAUAUAUAUAAUAUUAUAUACAUCCAUACUUGUAAUGUUGCACCUUUCUUCGAAGCUAUACAUGCUAGCACUCCGACAAAGGAUAAAACACUGUUUAGAUCGUACCGUUGUGACGUGAGUGCAGAGUUUUAUUGCCGGUUCGAAGGGCAUUCUUGUUUCGUGACCCUUCCAUACGUCUCUCUGUCUCGUGCAUGGUAAUAUGCGACAGACUGCGAGAGCGCGUUAUGCAAGAUGUGAGAAAUCCCUUUUUCAACAUUGAUUUUUUGGACACGUUGUUAUUGUAAUGCACUUGUGCAUGUGUUAGUUUGGUCCUGUUGAGAGGGGCACGGAGGUGUUCCGCCGCGGACGUGACAUACGCGCGCUCGGCGGAACGAUGUUAUGAUUGCUCGAGACGUUGGUAUGCCAAGAGGCUUUUAUUCUCUGCCCACGUCUUGGUGUGCAUUCGUGUAAAAAUAAAAAAAAUAAUAAACAGGCUUCCGCAAGUCAUUAAAGAAGCGGAAGUCAUCUGUACGUUGACAA
Molecule: messenger RNA, 7308 nt
Organism: Ixodes scapularis (black-legged tick)
Lineage: Eukaryota; Metazoa; Arthropoda; Arachnida; Ixodida; Ixodidae
Product: proton myo-inositol cotransporter
Exons: 9
Coding region: 182-1990 (602 amino acids)
Biological process (GO): transmembrane transport
Cellular component (GO): membrane
Molecular function (GO): myo-inositol:proton symporter activity
Source: RefSeq, a predicted model, not a curated record